Molecule: messenger RNA, 4839 nt
Organism: Pangasianodon hypophthalmus (striped catfish)
Lineage: Eukaryota; Metazoa; Chordata; Actinopteri; Siluriformes; Pangasiidae
Gene: kansl1a
Product: KAT8 regulatory NSL complex subunit 1a
Exons: 14
Coding region: 572-3598 (1008 amino acids)
Cellular component (GO): NSL complex
Molecular function (GO): histone acetyltransferase binding
Source: RefSeq, a predicted model, not a curated record
GGCGGCGGCGCGUGAGGCAUGUCUUCUCCCGCCUCUGCGUGCGCUGUUUGGCCAAAGCAGUGGAGAGGAGAAGAGAUGAACCGGCCGCCAUCUUCCGCGCGCUUCUCCCUCUAACGAUGAUUCAAAAUUAUCCCGAAAUCGGUGAUCUUCAGCGCAUCAAUCCUGUCCAGAAGGGCGCGUGGUGAAGGAUCUCAUACCCGAGGCGCAGAAAAAUCGUUCGGCGUUGUAUGGAAAAGUGCAUUUUUUUUGUUUGCGUUUCAGGCGCAGCGCGGACGCCGAGCUUGCAGCUUCGCCCAUUUCGUGAUCACGGAACCAGACCGAAAGGGCGCGUGAAUGAAAGCGGGGCUUUCCUGAGGAGGAGCGGAUUUGCACGCGGUGAAUGCACCGGGAAUGCGCCACGAGCCUGAUUCCUUCGGUGUAGCGUUUAUUUAUUUCUCUAAAGCGCACGAUUUAAAGUGAAACGAGUGCGGAAUCGCUGCCGAAAUUCCCUCGCGCCCGUCACGUGGCUCUGUAGGUGGGCUGGCGUUGACGAGUGCAGAAGCAGGCUGCUGUGCCCUUACCGCGGCCCUGCAUGGCUGCGAUGGCGCCCGCUCUGACCGACGCCCCGGCCGAAGCCCGCCAUAUCCGCCUCAAACUGGCUGCAGAGAGCAACGGCAACUCCACCAACCUUCUCCUGUCUUCAUCGAUCUCCCCGUCUGAGCCAGCGGGCACUAACGGCAAACGUCACCACGAGGACAACUGUCGUCGCUGCUGCAACGGCAAGGAGUCACUGGCUGAGCCACUGAAUCUGGGCAAGUUGCAGCCGCUGGUGGCCUCCUAUUUGUGUUCGCAUGUUGGUCCUGUAGCUGAAGAGGGCGUCCUGAUCAAGCCAUCGUUGCUGAAGAGCCGAGGCCUGCUGAACGGAGAUCUCCUUCUACGUACUGCACUGAGCGGCGGCCAGCCAAAGAGCCUCGUCAACGGAGGAGGAGCAGGAAGUGGAGCAAGAGGAGGGAGCGCGAUGGUCCCAGUCAACGGACUGGCCAAGAAAGCUGCCGUGCCCAGCACCGCCCUGCCUGAGAAAGGCAGUGUGGCCCCGUUGAACGGAGACAAUGCUAAGCCUCCCACCGGUGCUGGAGCUUUGUUACCUCAAUCGUCCAAAUCUGGAGACGUGAUACCAAUGGUAUCUGUACCGAGAGCAGAUUCCAAGCACCUGAGAGAGCUGGGUGACUUACAUAGCAGAGUCCCGGAAGAUACAGGUGUCAAUGGCUCACCAGAGAAUCCGCAGUUCAAAUCUGAAGCACCCCCUAGUGACCGGUCACAUGCCGGCAGGGCUGGAGCACUUCCUGGGACAAACAGUAACAACUGUGUCCCACCUGAUGCCCCUCAGAGCUCAACCUUGUGCCAACAUAGCUCUUCUCCAUCUUCCCCUUCCCCUUCUUCUGGUAUAGAGGCGCUAAUCCUUCGCGAGCGAGCGCAGCAGAGCCAGCGCAGGCAGGCUGACAUCUCAGCACGGCUGCAGCGCCUGUGCAAGAGGCUUCAUGUGGUUCAGGCCAAGCAGGUUGAGCGUCAUGUCAAACAGCAGCUCACAGGCUUUUUGCACCACACCGUGUCCCAGUCCUCCGCCUCCAGACGGGACUCCAUGGCCCAGCUCCUGAAGGACAGUUCUUUCCCCUCAGAGCUGGAGAAACUGCACCUAAGUGGCACCACCAGCUUGCGGGUGGCGGAGGCGCAGUUUGACUCUGAUGCCACUGAGAGCAGCUCAGGUGGCGAAAGCGACAUGGAGGAAGAGGAAGUUGCCAGAGUGGAUACUGAGCAGCGGCAUGUCAAACUGUGGAGAAGAGCGGAAGGCCGCUUCGCCCUGGAAAGAGCCUCCAUCAUAAGCCGUUGGACGUGGCUGCAGGCGCACAUCUCGGACCUGGAGUACCGCAUUCGCCAGCACACGGAUAUCUACCGGCAGAUCCGCACCAGCAAGGGAUCAGUGGAGCUGGGAGAAUCCUCCGCAUCAUAUCAAACCAAGACAGAAAAGGUGAAGCCCCAGAAUGCCACAGGGGAUCUCAGCCAAAACAACAGAUUUCAGAAUGACAGAUCCAUGAACGAAUUCUUCCACAGCAUGGCUGAAGUAUCAGAUGUUAAGCUUUCUCCGACACCGGAGAGUGGCUGUUCAGCUGCGCGUGUCCGACCCCUGAUCAGCUGUAAAAGACGACGCCUCAUCCAACCCGGCAUGCUUCAGAAUCUCAACAGCAAGGUACAGAGAGUGUGUUCCCCAGCAAGACCGUGUGAUGUGAACAGUGCGUGUAUGAUGUGUGGGGGCAGUCAGCUCCUCCCUAAAGCAGAGCUUCAGUUUGAGCGCCCCCUGCCGGAGAAUGUGGCCCUGCAGGACCCCAGCGUUCAUCCUACACUGUCCCUGCAGUCAGACAUGCCUCUCAGCAUACACCUCCAAAGAGUGCUGAAGUCUCACUCGCAGACCCGGCACAUGGAGAAAAUCAAGCCUCUGAAGAAGCUGUCGCUCAAACACAAGCUCUCGCACUACUCGUCUUCAUCUGCACUAUCCAAGCACAAGUUUAGGCUUUCCAACUCACCCAUGACUGCCAUCAGGUUCUCCAGCCAUAAGAGUCGAUCAGAGAGGGCACGAAAACAGGGUGAGGCCGGGAUUCGCUUGACUAAGGUUGACACGCACACCCCCUGCAGGACGGGGCGGCUUCUGGACAGGAGCCCCAACCGGAAGAGGGCCAGGGAGAACUCGCUGGACCGAACAGAGUCCCCAAAGCUGCAGUUUGAUGCAGGAAGCCCUUAUCCGCCAUCUCAGCCAAGCAUCCAGCCAUCCACCCCCAGCACCAUGAGCAGACAGAUGUGUCUGCCCAGUGACAGCUCCACACCUCUGGGCCCCAGCAGUCAGACUGGCUCCUGCUCAAUGCCAAUUAGAAAGCGGAGAAGUGAAAACUCGUUUGACAUCAACAACAUAGUCAUCCCCAUGUCUGUGGCAGCUACUACCAGAGUGGAGAAGCUUCAGUACAAAGAGAUCAUCACACCAAGCUGGAGGGAAGUGGACAUACUUCCCCAGCCUCUCACUGAAGAAGAUGAGAACGUAGAGGUGGAGGACUUGUCUGACGCUGCGUUUAUGCAGCUCCAUCAGAAGUGUGAGGACCAGGAGCGCAGUCGCUGGAGAUGGACCGCCCUCGCUCCAGCCAAGAGGAGAGGCAGCAGGUCGUAUAAGUCUUUGGACGGCAGGACAACUCCAUCUCUGAGUGGAACGAACCCGUCCACUCCACAGCCGUCGUCUCCGGACACGGGACAUUUCCACCUGCUGCAGGAUUACGGGCCUGUUCCAUCACCCCUCAGCCCUCCCAGCCCUGAUACACCCUGCUCUCGUGAUGCACACACACCCUCAUCAAGGGACUCGUACACACCUCACAUGAGAGACGUGCACCGGCCGGUGUACAGCGAGGACACGCGUUGUUCAACACCAGACUGCACCUACGAGGAGAGAACGGUGCAGCCAUGGGAGCGCAGGAGCUUCCCCCUCUCUGAGGACCCAGUGCUGGAGCCCAAAGUGGACCCGCGACCCCAUCAGGGAUUCAGCUGCGGGAUUGAAUCGGAGAGCGAAACUUCUUCAGCCUAACAACAGUCUCCAGCAAAAAGCCCCGCCCACACUGCGCGGCCCAUAAAACCACACCCCUUCUGGCAUUAACCGAAACAAAUAAAGAACUCAUAUUAAAACAAACCAAUAAAUAUAUUAAAGAACUUCUGUUGUUUGAUAUUCAAACAUCAGCCAAAUAUUUUCACAGUUUUUAGUGAAUAUUAAGGAACGUAGAAAUUUAAACCUGUCUCAUGAAGCUCUUUUCUCACAGAAAAACUUAAAUGUAUAAAAAAAAAUUAAAAAAAAAAAAAAAAAACAACCAUUAAUAUUCUGAUAGUCAGCUAAACUAUGUUCUUGGUGUGGUAUUCUAACCUGUCAGGUGAACACUUUGUAGCGCACUAUGUAGCAGAUGUCUUGAAGGGGGCUUGACCAAAGGGUGUUUCCCUGCUGACUAGUUUGUGUAUGCUUGUAAUGUGGAGUGAUGACCAAAACCAGAUAAAAUAGGUUUUUCUCAUUAAUCUUGACUAAUAGACACAUCAAAUGUAUCUUCCUCACUAGAGUACACAUCCUCAACUAGAAGCACUCCAUAGGUUGUCACUAUGUAUCGCACACAAUUUCCAUCCCUGUUGCACUCACUGCUCCUGUUUCACUCUGAUGCGCUCUUGUACGCUGAUCUGUCCCCAGUCUGAGCUGAUUUAUUUCUGGCAAGUCACCAAUUAUAUGUUAAAACCAUACAUACUUCCUCUAUAAAUGGAAGUCUUUGAUACAUCAUGUAGAGUAUUUACAGCUGGGUUUUGUAAUGAUACUUCAGUCCAGGAUGUGAAAAGAUUAUUUAAGCAUAAUUUCAAUAUCAACUUUGUGUCUUCACCUUUUUAUAUUUGCUCAAAAUCACUUGUGCAGAACAUUUCAUUUCUGGCAUCCAUUUACUCUCAGGUUAUACACUUUUACAGUAGGUGAGGUGGUUUCUCUUGAAACUUGUGUCUUUUGCUUCACUGUUCCUGUACACAACAAAUCUGGCUAACACUUUUCUGUCACACAAAAGCCAUCACACUUCCCCAGAGUAACUACUGGCUAUGCAAAUCAACAUUAUGGUUGUAUCAUCUCAUCUCCAUGUUCUUACUUUCUUUGUUAUUCAAUCACAAUGCUUUUUUCCCCCUCCCCCAUGGUCUCGUUUCUGUAGUUACGCAAGACAGGUUUCAUUGUAAGUUGAAAUUGUUUGAAAAGUUGAAAUCAUUUGCAAAAAAAGGCUUGUAAAUAGUACCAUUAAAAAAAAAUCAAACCCC